This is a messenger RNA of Musca vetustissima, 828 nucleotides long. Its product is annotated as probable 18S rRNA (guanine-N(7))-methyltransferase. Gene Ontology annotation, biological process: rRNA (guanine-N7)-methylation. The coding region runs from base 1 to 828 and encodes 275 amino acids. Gene Ontology annotation, cellular component: nucleolus. The record is from RefSeq and is a predicted model, not a curated record. Lineage: Eukaryota; Metazoa; Arthropoda; Insecta; Diptera; Muscidae. Gene Ontology annotation, molecular function: rRNA (guanine) methyltransferase activity. The transcript is spliced from 3 exons.
AUGGCCAGAAGACCUGAACAUUCUGCUCCUCCAGAAAUUUUCUACAAUGACGAUGAAGCCAAAAAAUAUUCAAACAACUCUCGUAUUAUUGAAAUUCAAGUGGAAAUGGCUGAACGUGCUUUGGAGCUACUAAAUUUAGAUGAAGAUGAAUCGUAUUUAAUUUUGGACAUUGGCUGCGGUUCGGGUCUAUCGGGUAGCGUUCUUGAGGAUAACGAUCAUAUGUGGGUUGGCAUAGAUAUAUCAAAAUCUAUGCUGGACAUUGCCGUCGACAGAGAGGUGGAGGGAGAUUUGAUAUUGGGCGACAUGGGACAAGGUAUGCCUUUUAAACCGGGUACCUUUGAUGGAGCCAUUUCCAUUUCUGCUCUCCAAUGGUUGUGUAAUGCCGAUAAAACUUCACACAAUCCCCACAAAAGACUGUACAAAUUCUUUUCCACACUCUUUUCAAGUUUAACACGUACAGCCCGUGCUGUAUUUCAAUUUUAUCCUGAAAAUGCCGAUCAAAUUGAAAUGGUCACAACACAGGCAAUGAAGGCCGGGUUUUAUGGUGGCAUUGUUGUGGAUUAUCCCAAUUCAACAAAGGCGAAAAAAUACUUUUUAGUCCUGAUGACAGGUGGUGCUGCACCAAUGCCCAAGGCCUUGGGCAAUGAAGAGGACGAGAAACGUAUUAGCUAUAUAAAGAAACGUGAAAUGACCAAAGAUAGUAGAGGCAAACCGUUGAAGAAAUCACGUGAUUGGAUUUUGGCCAAAAAGGAACGUAGAAGGCGUCAAGGUAAAGAUACUAGACCGGAUACAAAAUACACGGGCCGUAAGCGCAGUGCGCGUUUUUAG